CCGGCUUCCUAGACUGCGUGGCCGAGCACCGGGUCCUCAGCGCACRAGGGCUCUGGUUCCCACACCACUCCCAGCCAGGGUCUGUCAGACGCGUUGGGAUUACCAGGCGGGCCACAGCCGCGGUCUGUGAAGGCGGGCGGCGCCAGGAUUCUGCGUCAACCUGGGCGGGGCCUCCUCUCACUGACGCCAUCAACCCGGUACCUGCCAACAUGGAAGGUGGCGACAGCGGCGCCACUAUGGCUGGCUUUGGGGCUCUGGGUUCUGGAGCGGCUGCAGCGACAGUGCGGGAGCUUUUGCAGGACGAGUGUUAUAGUGACUUUUUAAAUGAAGAUUUUGAUGUGAAGACUUAUACUUCCCAAUCUAUUCAUCAAGCUGUAAUUGCUGAACAACUAGCAAAACUUGCCCAAGGGAUCAGUCAGUUGGAUAAAGAACUACACCUACAGGUUGUUGCAAGACAUGAAGAUUUACUGGCACAAGCAACAGGGAUUGAGUCUUUGGAAGGUGUUCUUCAGAUGAUGCAGACAAGAAUUGGGGCUUUACAAGGAGCUGUGGAUAGGAUGAAAGCAAAAAUUGUGGAGCCAUACAAUAAAAUAGUAGCCCGCACAGCACAAUUAGCAAGGCUUCAGGUUGCCUGUGAUUUGCUUCGGCGAAUUAUUCGCAUCUUGUAUCUCAGUAAGAGACUCCAAGGACAACUGCAAGGGGGAAGUAGAGAGAUAACAAAAGCUGCUCAGAGUCUCAAUGAACUUGAUUAUCUUUCUCAAGGAAUAGAUCUUUCUGGAAUAGAAGUAAUAGAAAAUGAUCUACUUUUUAUUGCAAGAGCUCGACUUGAAGUGGAAAAUCAAGCUAAGCGCCUGCUAGAGCAGGGUGUAGAGACUCAGAAUCCAACUCAAGUUGGAACAGCUCUUCAGGUUUUCCAUAAUCUUGGGACUUUGAAGGAUACUAUUACCAGUGUUGUGGAUGGAUAUUGUGCUGCUUUGGAAGAAAAUAUCAACAGUGCAUUAGACAUCAAAGUUUUGACUCAGCCUUCACAGUCAGCUGUGAGAGGAGGUCCUGGACGAUCUACCAUGCCAACCCCAGGAAAUACUGCAGCUUUUCGUGCUUCGCUCUGGACCAAUAUGGAGAAACUUAUGGAUCAUAUCUGUGCUAUAUGUGUACAGGUGCAGCAUCUACAAAAAGUAUUAACUAAGAAGAGGGAUCCUGUUUCACACAUUUGUUUCAUUGAAGAAAUAGUCAAGGAUGGGCAACCUGAAAUUUUGUAUACAUUCUGGAAUUCAGUUACUCAGAAACUUUCUUCUCAGUUUCAUACAGCAACAAAUUCUUCCAUGUUUUUGAAACAAGCCUUCGAAGGAGAAUAUCCCAAAUUAUUAUGUCUUUAUAAUGACUUAUGGAAGCGUCUUCAACAAUACAGUCCAAACAUCCAAGGAAAUUUUAAUGCAAGUGGAACUCCAGACCUUUAUGUUGACCUACAACAUAUGGAAGAUGAUACACAGGAUAUAUUCAUACCAAAAAAGUCAGACUAUGAUCCAGAAAAGGCUUUGAAAGACUCACUACAACCCUAUGAGGCUGCUUAUCUCUCAAAAUCCUUAUCUCGACUCUUUGAUCCUAUCAACUUGGUUUUUCCUCCGAGUGGGCGUAAUCCACCUUCCUCUGAUGAACUUGAUGGUAUCAUUAAAACUAUAGCAAGUGAACUAAAUGUUGCUGCUGUUGAUGCAAACCUCACAUUAGCUGUGGCAAAAAAUGUGGCAAAGACCAUUCAGUUAUAUGGUGUAAAAUCAGAGCAGCUUCUCUCUACUCAAGGAGAUGCAAGUCAAGUGAUUGGACCUCUUACUGAAGGUCAGAAAAGAAAUGUGGCAGUGGUGAAUUCACUGUAUAAGUUGCACCAAUCUGUAACAAAGGUGGUUUCCAGUCAGAACUCAUUCCCCGAUGUAGCUGAGCAAACUAUAAUGUCAGCCUUAAAGACAAUUCAUGCUCUUAUGGGGAAUGCAGUGCAGCCUUUACUGACUUCAGUGGGAGAUGCAAUAGAGGCCAUAAUCAUCACCAUGCAUCAAGAAGAUUUUUCUGGGUCAUUAUCCAGCUCAGGAAAACCUGAUGUUCCUUGUUCUUUGUACAUGAAGGAACUACAAGGUUUCAUUACUAGAGUUAUGAGUGAUUACUUUAAACACUUUGAUUGCUUGGAGUUUGUCUUUGACAACACUGAAGCUAUUGCCCAAAGAGCGAUUGAACUGUUUAUCCGCAAUGCCAGUCUCAUAAGACCUCUUGGUGAAGGUGGGAAAAUGCGACUUGCUGCUGAUUUUGCACAGAUGGAGUUGGCCGUGGGUCCAUUUUGCAGACGAGUAUCUGAUUUAGGGAAGUCCUAUCGAAUGCUGAGAUCAUUCAGACCAUUGCUCUUCCAGACAAGUGAACAUGUAGCUAAUAGUCCUGCACUGGGGGACAUCAUUCCGUUCAGCAUCAUUAUUCAGUUUUUGUUCACAAGAGCACCUGCUGAGCUGAAAUCUCCUUUCCAGAGGGCAGAAUGGUCCCAUGCACGCUUCUCCCAGUGGCUGGAUGACCAUCCAUCUGAAAAGGACAGACUUCUCCUCAUCAGGGGAGCCCUGGAAGCUUAUGUUCAAUCAGUGAGAAGUAGAGAAGGCAAAGAAUUUGCACCAGUGUAUCCCAUAAUGGUUCAGCUGCUUCAGAAAGCUAUGUCUGCUCAAUAAUAAUGUGAAACCUUCGUUAAUCUACAUACUGCACUAACCCAAAAUAUGCAGUUACUGUGCACUAUUGUUGAAGAUUGUAAAUGAUCUUGUCCCAUUUCUGUUUAACAUUUUGACUUUAGAUGUCAAACUAGGAUCUUCAGCACAACCUCAUGGACCUGACUUUUCCAGAAAUAAUCCAACUUUUUUCCUUCUGAUUUCAGAUUUUUGUAAUAGACUAGCUGAAGUUUCUUUCCCAUUACAUUCCCCUAUGGUUACAGUCUUUACUGUUUUUAAAGGGAUAUGAUCAAGUGAUAAUACUAGGUACUCUGCUUCCCCCAACCUGCCUGCUUCUGCAUUAAGUGUGUAGGCCAGUGGUUCCCAAAUAGGACUGCAUAUUCACAUCGUCAGGGAAAUUUUUUAAAUCAUGAGGCCUAAGUUUCACCCUAGUUGAUACAUUUUGGAGUGGUGGAAACUAGGCAUCAAUAUUUCUAAAAGCAUGUCCCUAAAGUGAUUCUAAUGUGCAGCAAAGUUUGUUAACCAGUGGCACAUCCCAAAGCUCAGACCACUAAAUGUUCUCUAAAUGUCAAACUAUAAUAAAGCAAGGUUUUCUUUAUACUUUGUCAUUUUAUUGAAAGCAGACAUUGGUGGUUCAACCUUGUAACAAAGAUGACAAGUUAAAAAUAAAUUUUCUUCUACCAGAGUCUCUAUAAAGUCCUUAUUUGUCUAUUGCUCUUGCCCCAUUAAUUUUAAAAAUGCGUCAAUACCCUCAUAAUUAUAGUCUGUUUUCCAUCUCCUGAUCAUGUUAUUUUGACAAUUCAUAUAUAAAAUUUAGUCCAGAUCAAUCAGAAGUCAGAGAUAAACUUUUUUUUCAUUUUAUUUGAAAUAAUAUACAAGAAUAUAGUGUGCAAAAUUGAGGGGCAACAUCAUGAAGAAGUGUAAAUGAACUGAAAUCAAUUUUACAGUUGUGAUUCCUAACCAGAAACACCACUUGGUAAGUAACAUGAAAAGCCAUGAUUGUAGCUCAGAGCAAAAGCAGCUGUAUUGCCAAUGUAUUUGCUCUAAUUUUAGACAGUUGGAGGAAAAGUAAAGUGCAAGUGUUGCACUGCAAUAAGUGCAAAGUCUGCCCCCACCAUAAAGA
Urocitellus parryii (Arctic ground squirrel) is the source of this 3813-nucleotide messenger RNA. RefSeq names its product component of oligomeric golgi complex 5 (gene Cog5). Gene Ontology annotation, biological process: intra-Golgi vesicle-mediated transport. The record is from RefSeq and is a predicted model, not a curated record. NCBI's taxonomy places the organism in Eukaryota, Metazoa, Chordata, Mammalia, Rodentia, Sciuridae. Gene Ontology annotation, cellular component: COG complex.